Penicillium brasilianum is the source of this 1491-nucleotide messenger RNA. The record is from the annotation of a GenBank genome assembly. Lineage: Eukaryota; Fungi; Ascomycota; Eurotiomycetes; Eurotiales; Aspergillaceae.
AUGUCUUCUACGUUGACUAUCGUCGGGGCGGAGGGCCGCCAAGUCACAGUUCCUUCCGGUCUGUUCAUUCACAAUGAAUUUGUCCCAUCCGUAACGGGCACAACUCUACGCGUGGAGAAUCCCUCGACCGGCGAAGAGCUCGGAAUUAUCUCCGCUGCUGGAAAAGAAGAUAUUGACAAGGCCGUUGAGUCGGCCAAGGCUGGUUUGAAAGCCUGGAAAGCAGUCUCUGGGCCUGCCAAAGGCGCCCUUUUCCUGAAGCUGGCUGACCUAAUUGAGCGCGAUGCCAAGGAUCUUGCUUCGCUCGAGGCCGUAGAUGCCGGAAUCCUCUACACGGACUCCAUCGGAAUCAACGUCCCGCAGGCAACUGGCUGCCUUCGCUACUAUGCUGGUUGGGCAGGCAAGAUUGAUGGUAAAGUCCUUGACAUUGAUGGUGGUAUUGCUUAUACUCACCGCGAGCCAUUGGGUGUCUGCGCUGCCAUCGUCCCGUGGAAUGCCCCCCUGAUGAUCACAAUUUGGAAGCUAGCCCCAGCGCUAGUAACCGGCAACGUCCUCAUUAUCAAGACCUCCGAGAUGUCGCCCCUUUACGCCCAGCGAUUGGCAGAGCUCGUUAAGGAAGCGGGUAUUCCAGCCGGUGUGGUGAAUAUUGUGCCCGGCGAGGGAGCCAGCGCCGGUCAGGCGCUCUCCGAGCACAUGGAGGUGCGCAAGGUCGCCUUUACUGGCAGUUCGAUCGCGGGUCGCAAGAUUCUGCAAGCGGCAGCGCGGACCAACUUGAAGAAGGUGAGCUUGGAGCUGGGAGGCAAAGGCCCAUCGAUUGUCUUUGACGAUUGUGAUCUGGAGAACGCUCUGCUCUGGACACGCAUCGGUAUCACCGCGAAUAACGGGCAGAUUUGUGCGGCCGGCUCGCGCAUCUAUGUUCAAGACUCCAUCUAUGAUCGCUUCAUUGAAGCAUAUCAGAAGGCUGGGGCCGAGGCGCAGACUGUCGCCGGCAACCCGUUGGAUGCUGCGAGUACAAAGGGCCCCGUGGUAAACAGCGCCCAACAUCAGAAGAUCUUGGAUUAUGUUCGCCAGGGUAAGGAGUCUGGUGCCCGGUUGUUGUUCGGAGGCGAAAGAAUCGGCGAUAAGGGUUACUUUGUUCAAAACACGGCUUUCGCAGACGUCGCAGACGAUGCGACGAUUAUGCGCGAGGAAAUCUUCGGUCCCGUUGCUAGUAUUGCCAGAUUCUCCACCGAGGAAGAAGUCAUUGCCAAGGCCAACGACUCAAAUCACGGUCUGAGUGCAGCUCUGUUCACCAGCGACAUCGACCGAGCACACCGUGUGACGGCAGCGCUGGAGUCUGGCCAAGUAACUGUGAAUGCGUGGGCCAUGCUCAGCCCCAACGUUCCCUUCGGCGGAGUUAAGGAGAGUGGGUUCGGCCGUGACAUGGGAGAAGAGGCUAUGGAAGGCUGGACAAGCGUCAAAGCAGUCAAGUAUCAUAUCCUUCCUCGCCUGUAG